This is a messenger RNA of Anopheles moucheti, 849 nucleotides long. RefSeq lists its product as uncharacterized. The record is from RefSeq and is a predicted model, not a curated record. Bases 1 to 849 code for a protein of 282 amino acids. NCBI's taxonomy places the organism in Eukaryota, Metazoa, Arthropoda, Insecta, Diptera, Culicidae. The transcript has 4 exons.
AUGAAUCCAAGAAGGCUGACGUCACUCUGGCUGUUGGCAGGAGUGUUGGUCGUCCUGGCAACGACUGUAUCGUGUGAAACGGAUAGCGAAACUGGAGGAUUUUUCGCUCACCUGUGGGAUUCCAUUUUUGGCCCGAAGCAAUCACCGACGAGCAAUUCCACCAGUGUGAAGAAUGAAACGGAUUCCGCAUUCUCCUACAACGUAACUACCACUUCUGCCGCAAGCUCUACCACACCAGUGUCCACGACGGUAUCUGUUGAAAGUGGCAAAAACCUGACCACAACAACUACGUCCUCUUCUACUGGGUCAUCAUCGUCGGAGGCAACUACUGAAGGUGCCUCGCUUAAGAAUAAAGAAGAAUCGAACGGAACCGUGUCUACCAGCACUGCUAAACUGCCAUCCUCUGAUACAACCACGGUCGGAAUAAGUGCAACAACAGCAACGGAGAGUAAUGGAGUUACUACGGCUGGAACGUCUACAGUGACGGCAGGAAGUAACGCAACGACAGAUGCGACUUUCGUGGGUGUGAUAUCGGAAGCGAUCAAACGAGUAAUUCGUGUGAAUGCUGAUGCAUCAUCAGUCGAUACGUACAUAAACCUCGAACCCACACAAACAAUAGCCGUUCUGUCGCAGCUGGCCGAAAGUUCUACCAUCGGGCUGCUUCAGUCCGUACCGGAUGAUGAUCCACCGCAGAUCAAGUUCCGUGCCCUGCAGUACGCAUUAUUCAGCUCCUGCUUCGUGGAGAUCUUUGGGGGCGUGUUCUUCCUGAUUACAGCGAUAUACAUCGAUCGGGAUAGGGCACGGGUAGAGGCUGUUGUACUAGAACUAACGCUACGAAUCGAAGACUGA